Messenger RNA from Nannospalax galili (Upper Galilee mountains blind mole rat), 192 nucleotides. RefSeq names its product enhancer of rudimentary homolog. Lineage: Eukaryota; Metazoa; Chordata; Mammalia; Rodentia; Spalacidae. The record is from RefSeq and is a predicted model, not a curated record.
AUGUCUCACGCCAUUUUGAUGGUACAGCCUACCAAGAAGCCAGAAGGCAGAACUUAUGCAGACUAUGAAUCUGUGAAUGAAUGCAUGGGUUACAGAGCUGAUACCCAGACAUACUAGCCUUACAACAAAGACUGGAUCAAAGAGAAGAUCUACGUGCUCCUUCGUGGGCAGACCCAAAAGGCUGGGAAAUAA